AUGUAUUCUGUCUCUCUCACUCUCACGACACUCUCACUCACUCUCACGACACUCUCCCGACACACUCUCUCUCUCUCCCGACACACUCUCUCUCUCUCCCCCAACACUCUCUCUCUCUCUCCCCCGACACUCUCACUCUCUCGCACGACACUUUCUCUCUCUCUCUCACGGCACUCUUUCGCACGACACUCUUUCUCUCUCUCGCACGACACUUUCUCUCUCUCUCUCACGGCACUCUCUCGCACGACACUCUCACAGCACUCUCUCUCUCUCUCUCUCUCACUGACUCUUAGAGCAGCUAAUGGCGAACCAAAUGUAACAGUUCCAUUCUCUGUUACAUGGGAAACACAAGUUUAUCGUGGCCAUAAGCUAAAACGCUGCUUAUCUACUCUCGCCCACCCUCUAGAAAGCUUCCUCUCUCUCUCUCUUUCUCUUCCUCUCUCUCUCUCUUUCUCUUCCUCCUCUCUCUCUUUAUCUUCCUCUCUCUCUCUUCCUCCUCUCUCUCACUUUCUCUCUCUCUUUCGCUUCCUCUCUCUCUCUUUCGCUUCCUCUCUCUCUCUCUCGCUUCCUCUCUCUCUCUCUCGCUUCCUCUCUCUCUCUCUUCCUCUCUCUCUCUCUCUCUUCCUCUCUCUCUAUAUAUAA
Messenger RNA from Acanthosepion pharaonis, 642 nucleotides. The record is from the annotation of a GenBank genome assembly. Lineage: Eukaryota; Metazoa; Mollusca; Cephalopoda; Sepiida; Sepiidae.